AUGGCGGAAGGACCUCAAACAAUAUGGCAGAAGAUCGACGGUACCGUCAUUCCGGUGGUGAACCUUGAGGUUCGGGAGGUCCGUGAAGUUCUAUGGGAGAAGAUCCAGGAGCCCAGAUCACAACGGAAAAUCAUCUUAGUCAUAGUAUCUAUAGCUUUGCUUCUGGAUAAUAUGUUGUACAUGGUAAUUGUGCCGAUCAUCCCAGACUAUUUAAGGUACAUAGGGGCGUGGGGAGAAGAGGCCUACGAUCAUGUCGUUACCUUACCUCCCAUUAAAGAGGGCAAUAGAACUAUAAUCCCGACGAAAAUAAUUCCCGCAUCUCAUGAAGGCCAGGAGUCAGCUACGGGAGUACUAUUUGCAUCGAAAGCUAUUGUGCAACUUUUGAUCAACCCAUUUUCUGGUGCCUUAAUCGAUCGUAUUGGGUAUGACAUACCUAUGAUGAUUGGACUUGUCAUAAUGUUUCUUUCAACUUCAGUAUUUGCAUGUGGCCGAAGCUACAGUAUGCUGUUCUUCGCAAGAAGUCUACAAGGGGUAGGUUCUGCCUUCGCCGAUACCUCAGGUUUGGCUAUGAUAGCUGACAGAUUCACUGAGGAGGCCGAAAGAUCUAAGGCACUUGGUAUUGCUCUUGCAUUUAUUAGUUUCGGAUGUCUCGUAGCGCCGCCUUUUGGAGGUGCUCUGUACCAAUUCGCUGGCAAAGAAGUUCCAUUUUUAAUUCUAGCUUUGAUAUCCUUAAUAGACGGUUUCAUGUUACUCCUCGUUAUGAAACCCUUAAAGACUCAACUGUACGAAUACAAUCAACCGAAACCAGUCGGAACACCGAUUUGGAAAUUACUUAUGGAUCCCUACAUCGCGGUAUGUGCUGGAGCUUUGAUGAUGUCAAAUGUUGCGUUAGCUUUUCUCGAACCAACAAUAUCAUUGUGGAUGGAAGAUAAUUUGACCAAAGAUAAUUGGAAAAUUGGAAUGAUAUGGCUCCCAGCGUUCUUUCCACAUGUUCUCGGUGUGAUAAUAACGGUGAAAAUGGCUAAAAAAUAUCCUCAGCACCAAUGGUUAAUGGCAGCCGGUGGACUAGCUUUGGAGGGUCUGUGCUGUUUUAUUAUACCAUUUGCGAAUUCUUACAAAAUGCUGAUGAUUCCAAUUUGUGGAAUAUGUUUUGGUAUUGCUUUGAUUGACACAGCACUAUUACCGACACUGGGUUAUCUGGUCGAUGUACGAUACGUCUCAGUGUACGGCAGCAUAUACGCUAUUGCUGAUAUAUCAUAUUCGUUUGCAUAUGCCGUAGGACCUAUUAUAGCAGGAGAAGUAGUAGAGGCAAUCGGCUUUACAGCUUUGAAUCUUCUAAUCGCCUUCAGUAACUUACUUUACGCUCCUGUGCUAAUGUAUUUGAGGCACAUUUACGACUUUAAGCCUUUUGAAAACGAAGCUAAUAUUCUGAUGGGUGACCCCCCCGACAAGGAAUAUCAGACUUACAGCAUGCAAGACCAGAAACCUGUGAACGGUGAAUUUAAAAACCACCUGGAAUAUUCUAACGUUUCUGGACAAGUGGGGGUUGAAGAGUCAAAUGUUGACGCUAAUGCGGGAUACUCUUACGACCAGUCGUAUCAAGGAGGGUAUCAAAACUAUGGGCAGGGGUAUGAGCAACAACAGCAGAGUUAUCAGCAAGAGUAUCAGCAACAGCAAGGGUACAGUCAGCCGCGGCAGCUGCCUGCGCAGCCGCAACCACCCGCGAGUAAUCCUUUCAGAGCGGCGGUAGCACCAGCUGCUGCACCCACCAACCCCGCUCCUACACCCGCACCCCCCGGCCCUGCUAUCAAGAAUCCGUUUCGGCAAGGUUUCUAG
This is a messenger RNA of Diatraea saccharalis (sugarcane borer), 1836 nucleotides long. Lineage: Eukaryota; Metazoa; Arthropoda; Insecta; Lepidoptera; Crambidae. The record is from the annotation of a GenBank genome assembly.